This is a messenger RNA of Adineta steineri, 1527 nucleotides long. NCBI's taxonomy places the organism in Eukaryota, Metazoa, Rotifera, Eurotatoria, Adinetida, Adinetidae. The record is from the annotation of a GenBank genome assembly.
AUGGCUUCCGGUGAUUCUACUAAAUCUGGUAAAAAACCACAAGAAAAACAACAGAAUGUUGAUGCAGCAACAACUGAAGAAGAUUUUGCUCAAGGUAGUUAUGGUAUUUUGCCAUUGAUUCAAUCUAAGGAAAAAUGUGAUCGUCAAUUACUUCUUGUUCGUGAUAUAAAUGAAACAUUAGCUAAACAAACAAUAUGGGUUCGAGGUCGUCUUCAUAUAAGUCGUGGUAAAGGCAAACAAUGUUUCCUAGUUAUUCGUCAUCAAUCAGCUACAAUUCAAGCUGUUGUUUGUGUUAAUGAAAAUGUCAGUAAACCAAUGGUUAAAUUUGUUUCAUCUAUUACAAAAGAAAGUAUUGUUGAUGUUGAAGGUGAAGUUUCUUUAGCACCAACACCUAUUGAAUCAUGUACACAAAAAAAUGUUGAAUUACAAGUGAAAAAAAUAUACGUUGUUAGUCCAGCAGAACCACGUUUACCAUUAUUAAUCGAAGAUGCUAUGCGUCCAGAUGAACCAAAUACUGCUGACGACGCUCAAACAGCACGCGUUAAUCAAGAUACACGUCUUGACAAUCGUGUCAUUGAUUUACGUACACCAGCUAAUCAAGCUAUUUAUCGUGUUGAAGCAGGUGUUUGUAAAUUAUUUCGUGAUACACUUGAUAAUAAAGGUUUUGUUGAAAUUCAUACACCAAAAAUUAUUUCAGCUGCAUCGGAAGGAGGUGCUAAUGUAUUUCAAGUGACUUAUUUUAAAACGAAAGCAUUUUUAGCACAAUCACCACAAUUUUAUAAACAAAUGGCAAUUGCUGCUGAUUUUGGAAAAGUUUAUACUGUUGGAGCUGUUUUUCGUGCUGAAGAUUCUAAUACACAUAGACAUUUAACUGAAUUUGUUGGUCUCGAUCUUGAAAUGGCAUUUAGUUAUCAUUAUCAUGAAGUAGUUGAUACUAUUGGUGAUUUGUUUACACAAAUUUUUAAAGGUCUUGUUGAACGAUUUGCUACAGAAAUUGCUAUUAUUAAUAAACAAUUUCCAUGUGAACCAUUUGAAUAUCUUGAACCUGCUUUACGUCUUGAAUAUAAAGAUGGUCUUGCUUUACUUGCUGAAGCUGGCGUUCAAAUGGGUUCAGAAGAUGAUUUAUCAACUGAAAAUGAACGUAUUUUAGGUCGUAUUGUAAAAGAUAAGUAUCAUACUGACUUUUACAUUCUUGAUAAAUAUCCAUUGGCUGUUCGACCAUUUUAUACAAUGCCUGAUCCAAAUAAUUCUAAAUAUUCAAACAGUUAUGAUAUGUUCAUCCGUGGUGAAGAAAUUCUUUCCGGUGCACAACGUAUUCAUGAUCCUCAAUUAUUACUUGAACGUGUGAAGCAUCAUAAUAUCAAUGUUGAUCAAAUCAAAUCUUAUAUUGAUGCAUUCCGUUAUGGUUGUCCACCACAUGCUGGUGGUGGUAUUGGUUUAGAACGUGUACUAAUGCUUUAUUUAGGUUUGGGCAAUGUACGCAAAACUUCAAUGUUUCCACGUGAUCCAAAACGUGUUACACCAUAA